Messenger RNA from Neolamprologus brichardi, 2762 nucleotides. RefSeq names its product glycoprotein (transmembrane) nmb (gene gpnmb). Gene Ontology annotation, molecular function: integrin binding. Gene Ontology annotation, cellular component: plasma membrane. NCBI's taxonomy places the organism in Eukaryota, Metazoa, Chordata, Actinopteri, Cichliformes, Cichlidae. The record is from RefSeq and is a predicted model, not a curated record. Gene Ontology annotation, biological process: cell adhesion.
GAGAUGCGUCUCGUUAGGAAACAUCACAUGUUUGUGCGCUCAGCGGAGCCACUUUAAAUUGGUGGACAGCGGGACAAACGGAGGGGUAGUACUGGGAAAUCCGGACGAGGAGAAAGAGGGACACGCUGUGUCGGCGCGCAGAGACACUAUUCGUGGGUGCUUAAAGCUGCAGAGACGACUGUUUUUACCCCCCACGGACGAGUGAAAAUGAAAGCCUGGCAGUGUGUUUCCCUCCUGGCUUGUGCCUGCUUUCUUUAUCAAGCUGAUGGACGCAAAACAUACAGGGAUGUAUUCCCACACAAGCACUCAUUAUCAGGGAAGUUUCCAUUUCCAAUCCCACCGAUCCCUGGCUGGCUUCCCGACACCAAACCAUGGGAUGAUUACAUCUACCCACCACUAAACAUAAAGUUAAAUGAUUUUAUGCACCACAGAGGUAAACCCAAAGUCCGUUUGACCAGUGACAGUCCAGCUCUGAAUGGCUCUUCCAUCACCUUCACUGCAAAGCUGGAGUAUCCUCCCUGCCAGAAGGAGGAUGCCAAUGGGAACUUGAUCUGGGAUGAGCACUGUGAGGAUGGUACGGAGCUGGAGGCGUCAGCCAAUGGGCAGGUUCGCUCUGGCUACGUGUACAACUGGACUUCCUGGUUGGAUGACUAUGGCUUCGGAAAAUGUAUAGACAAGGCAAAAUGCAACGUGUUCCCAGAUGGGAGACCCUUCCCUCAGAGCAAUGACUGGAGACGAAAGAGCUACGUCUAUGUUUGGCACACAAUGGGCCAGUACUUUGAGACGUGUGACGGCUCUUCCUCAAGUGUGACCAUCAAUACCACCAACAUCCCUCUGGGGGCAGAGGUCAUGGAAGUCAUGGUCUACAGGAAACGCGAGCGCAGGAAGUACAGCCCCCUCUCUACCGACAACGCCGUCUUCUUUGUCACAGAUAAAAUUCCAGUGGCGGUCGACAUCUCUCAGAAGGGUGCAGUCAACCAAUCUGAGAAUAUCUUCAUCCGUGGUGAGGAUGUGGUUUUCAAAGUCCACCUCCAUGACCCCAGCGGCUACCUGAAAACUGCUGCCUCCAUUGACUACAUCUGGGAUUUUCGAGACGGCAAUCAGCUGGUAACGCAUCGCAACGUAACCACGCACGCCUACAGUAAACUGGGGACCAUGACUGUGAAGCUGGUGGUCGAGGCAGCGUUUCCAGUUGAAUGUCCACCUUCUGCCAACACCCCGACCUCGACCACGUCCACAGAGGCUCCUACAACUCCACUUGUUACUCAUGCAAUUACAGCCAAGAUGGAGACCACACAGGUGCCGCCCAGCACCGGCCUGCCCUCGACCACCUCCUCUUUUGUUUCCACGGGUCUCCCCACCACAGAGCCCCUCCCUUCCACUGUUGCCCCAGAAUCCAACCCCACCACCCCGCUGUGGCUCCACACCAGGCGUCUCAACAGCAACCAGUGUUUCCGCUACGCCUACGGGACCUUCACAGGCAAUAUCACUGUCGUUGAGCCCAAGCACCCACUGAACACCCUGCCAAGCAGUCGGAUUUUGGAAGUGUCAGCCCACAGAGUCACCAACACUGACAUCAACUUCCUGGUGAAAUGUCUGGGCAGCGUCCCCACUUCAGCCUGUACCAUCGUGUCAGACCCCAGCUGCACUCAGGUACGCAACAUCAUGUGCAACGAUGUGCCGCCGCUCUCGGAGUGCAAAGUGCAUCUGACGCGAAGAUUUCUGGAACCGGGCACCUACUGUGUGAACAUCACUUUGGAGAACUCCAGCAGCUUGACCCUCACCAGCACCACCAUCACCAUCAACAAGUCCCAGGACACACCUGUGUCCACAACCUCUCACACUGCCCAAGUCGUUCUCUCCUCGAGCGCUGUUCUGGGGGCCAUUUUUGCAUUCAUUGCCUAUGUGGUCUACAAGCGUUACAAGGUGUACCGGCCCAUUCGCAGGUCACUGGUGGAGGAUCCCCAUGCUGGGGUUGGAGGUCACAUGAUUCGCCUGAAGGAGGCACUCUUCCCCUCCAGUGAGGAGAGCCGUCACCUGCUGACUGAGAGAAACCCCCUGUAGGCUUUGUUGAGCUGCAUCAUCACUUAAAAUAAAAAACACCUAAAGCAUGUGAUUGUCAGAUAUGAAUCUAAUCAAAAGUCUAAUCAUUAAAGUGCAAAAAUAGCAGGAAUAUCAUAUUUGUAAAAGAAACUAAUAUUUUGCUUGUUUUAAUUGUUUGAUGGUGCUCCAGAAAACGGCUACUGCUACAGCAACUGAUUGGUGUGAUCAUUUUCUACUGAAGAGGCUGUCGAAUAUGUGAUUGAGGCACUCAUUUUGAUUGCAACAUAGGGUGUAGUAGCCGCUAUAAAAUGAAUUAGGCUCAAGCAAUGGCUGUUUUUGAUGAAAAAUGCUUUUGUACCGUUUGUCAUCGAUUGCUUUAGAAUACUGUAUAUUAAUGUACGGGUAAAAAUCCUACUAGUAGUGAUACAUGCAUGCUUUUCCUCAAAUGAGUUAAAAAUUUACUAUCUUUAACUCCAAGAUUUAAACAGCCAUAAUCAAGGAGGAUGAAAGGCUGAUAAAUAAGUCUGUCACUAAAUAAAGGCUGUGAACUAACCACUUAUGUUUUGAAGACACUGGAAUCUGUCUUUGUAUGGAGCUGGGGAAAAAAAUUGAAUUUAACGUUAGACGAACUGAUUUUUGGUGUGAUUUUGAAUCAGAGUGAUGAUUUUGUUCUCAGCAAAUCUUUGUCAGUAACUAAAGUUAUUUUAGUGUCCUAUUAA